GUUACUGCUCUCGAUUGCUUAUACGUCGUCGGAGGAGCGUCAUUGAGGAGAGGCCGAGCGAACGAGCGCCAACAUGUGGACCGCGAUGCUCGUCUGCACGGCUGCGCUCGUACUCGUGCCCCCGCCUCGUUCGGUGGUGCAGGCCUCGGGGGUGUUCGAGCUUCGGCUCAAGUCCUUCGCCAAUGAGAACGGCAAGGAUAGCCUUGGGAAGUGCUGUUCGGGAAGUGGGAGCGGCGGUGAGUGCUCCGGCGUCUGCCGGACGCGCUUCCGCGUCUGUUUGAAGCAGUACCAGGUCAACAUAGAUACAACGACGCCGUGCACUUACGGGGACGUGGUGACACCGGUCCUCGGCGACAACGUCCUCAACUUCACUCAGGCGGGUGCGAGUUUCGCCAACCCCAUCAGGUUCCCCUUCGACUUUACCUGGCCGGGGACUUUUUCGCUGAUCGUCGAGGCCUUCCACGACAACACGGAAAAUUCAACGUACGCCUUAAGCGGCUCGAGUGCCAGUGAUCGGGUAAUCAUAACGAGGCUGGCGACCCAGCGAUGGCUAGACGUCGGGUCCGAGUGGAUCGAGGACGAGCAUCGUUCCCACCACUCGAUGAUGCUGUACGAGUACAGAGUGACCUGCGCUGCUUACUACUACGGCAAGGGCUGCGAGAACCUGUGCAGGCCCCGGAACGACAACUUCGGGCACUACAGGUGCUCGUCAACCGGAGAACGCGUCUGCCUCUCCGGCUGGAAGGGAGACUACUGUGCGACUCCCCACUGCUUGACCGGAUGCGACGAGCAACACGGACACUGCAGUCGACCCAACGAGUGCAUGUGCCACAGCGGCUGGACGGGACAGUUCUGUGACCAGUGCGUUCGGUACCCGGGCUGCCUCCACGGCACCUGUCAGAAACCCUGGGAGUGCCUCUGCGACGAGGGCUGGGGAGGACUCUUCUGUAACCAAGAUCUCAACUUCUGCACGAACCACAAGCCUUGCCGUAACGGGGGCACCUGCUUUAACACGGGCCAGGGCUCCUACACGUGUGCCUGCGCUCCCGGCUUCAGCGGUACCGAUUGCGAGACGCCGCUCCUCGAUUGCCAGGCGCAGCCCUGCCUCAACCAGGGCACGUGCAUCCCUGCGCCCGCUAACAUCUCGCUCAGCGCUCUGGCCCUCAUGUCCGAAGACCGCGAGGAAGAGAGUCUGGGUAGGAAGUACCGCUGUGCUUGCCCGGUAGGCUGGCGGGGCCGUCAUUGCGAGCUCGGCACCCGCUCCUGCAGGGACGCACCCUGUGCACGGGGCGCCACCUGCGAGGAUGACCAGGAGCGCGGAUACCGCUGCAUCUGCCCACCGGGCCUAGCCGGGCCCGACUGCGAGCGUCAGCUCGACGAGUGCGCGGCACAUCCCUGCUCCAACGGCGGCACCUGCGCCGACCAUCCCUCGGGAUUUCGUUGCAGCUGCCCCCCGGGCUUUACCGGGGAGCGCUGCCAGCAAAACGUCGACGACUGCCAAGGCGAGCCCUGCCUUCACGGUGCGACCUGUCUCGACCUCGUAAACGGCUUUUCCUGCCAGUGCGUGCCAGGCUACGUGGGACGGCUCUGCCAGGACAAGGUGGACUACUGCCUGGCAAAGCCCUGCGCCAACGGCGGCUCCUGUCUCUCCACCACUAACGACUAUCGCUGCAGCUGCAAGCCCGGCUUCGCCGGCAAGGACUGCAGCGUCGACGUCGACGAGUGCAAGAGCUCGCCUUGCCAGCACGGGGGCACCUGUCGUAACCGCGUGAACGGCUUCGCUUGCGAGUGCCCGGACGGCUGGCGCGGCGAUACCUGCUCCGAGGCUUCCGCCCGCCCCGGUUCCGCGGGAUUCUGGCAGGCCGGCCGCGGUAGGAGCGCCGCUGCUGUGGCCGCUUCCCCCGAGGCACGCCAUGCCGCCCUCACCACCGAGCACGUCGUCGUAAUCGCGACGAUCUCGACAGCCGUGCCGGCUUUCGUCCUCGUCGCCGCCCUCGCCGUCAUGUGCAUGAAGCGACGGCAAAAGCGCGAGCAGGCCAAGGCCGACGAGGAAGCGCGCUUGCAAAACGAGCGUAACGCCGUGCACAGCAGCAUGAGCAAGCGCGCGGGUGCGCUACUCUCGCCCCAGCUCGAGGCGUCAUCCAUGACCAUGUCGCCGCCACCGCCACCCGGUGAUAGCCACAUGAUCAAGAACACGUGGGCGGCCCAUGGGCAGACGGGUCUGGGCGAUCGUAACCACGGUGGCAAGAGUGUGAACAACGCGAUGGCAGCGGCGGUAGCCGCAGCCGCGAUCGCCGAUGACGGCUACAAGCCCGAGCCGAUCUGUGGCGUCGGCGGCGGCGGCGGUGGUGGCUGUAUCGGCGGUAGCGGCGGAGCCCCGGAGGCGCGGCCACGACCGACGAAACAGCUGAACACGGAGGCGGCUGCGCAUCGCGCCUCCCAGCACCUCUACCACAAGGAGAAGGAGUGCGGCCUGGGGGCGCUCGGCGGUAGCCUGGGCCUCGCUUCCGCCUGCCAGCAGCUCCUCGAGGCGAAGCGCGCCUCAGCGCUGUACGCCGGGCCGACGGAGUCCGGAUGCUGCGUCGUGAGCAGCUGCGCCGAGGCCAAGAGGCCGGAGACGCCACCGUCGGUGGAGACGCAGCAGGGCUCGGACACGCCCGGUUGCGCCGUCUACGUCAUCGACGACCACUACAGGCACGACUCGGCGCUGGCCGCGACGCUCGCCACGGAGGUCUAGCCGACCUGUCACCCAUCCCAUCCUCUCGUCCCCCAACUCCCCGACCCCCAAAAAUCCACGGCCCCACUAACCCGAUCAGUCCCCAUCCUUAGAGGAGUCCCCGACCGACGCUUCACGCUCGCUUCGGCGUGAACACAAACAAUGGAUGCUGUGUAGGCGGAUCCGCGCGCACCCCGCCUGUCCUUAGCUAUUAAAUUAAAUAGGUAUCAUGC
This is a messenger RNA of Ceratosolen solmsi marchali, 2949 nucleotides long. RefSeq names its product neurogenic locus protein delta (gene Delta). Lineage: Eukaryota; Metazoa; Arthropoda; Insecta; Hymenoptera; Agaonidae. Gene Ontology annotation, cellular component: membrane. Gene Ontology annotation, biological process: Notch signaling pathway; multicellular organism development; cell communication. The transcript has 6 exons. Gene Ontology annotation, molecular function: calcium ion binding. The coding region runs from base 74 to 2737 and encodes 887 amino acids. The record is from RefSeq and is a predicted model, not a curated record.